This is a messenger RNA of Merops nubicus (carmine bee-eater), 2286 nucleotides long. RefSeq names its product mutL homolog 1 (gene MLH1). Gene Ontology annotation, molecular function: mismatched DNA binding; ATP hydrolysis activity; ATP binding. Gene Ontology annotation, cellular component: MutLalpha complex. The transcript is spliced from 19 exons. Gene Ontology annotation, biological process: mismatch repair. NCBI's taxonomy places the organism in Eukaryota, Metazoa, Chordata, Aves, Coraciiformes, Meropidae. The annotation marks the transcript as partial. The record is from RefSeq and is a predicted model, not a curated record.
AGGCCGGCGAACGCCAUCAAGGAGAUGAUGGAGAACUGUUUGGAUGCUAAAGCGACGAGCGUGCAGGUGGUAGUUAAAGAAGGGGGUCUGAAGCUCAUCCAGGUCCAAGAUAACGGCUGCGGUAUCAGAAAGGAAGAUCUGGACAUUGUGUGUGAGAGGUUCACAACCAGUAAACUGCAGAAGUUUGAAGACUUGGCCAGUAUCUCUACGUACGGCUUCAGGGGCGAGGCCUUGGCCAGCAUCAGCCACGUUGCCCAUGUGACAGUGACAACUAAAACAGCAGAUGCAAAGUGUGCCUACAGAGCUACUUACAGUGAUGGCAAAAUUAAAGCCCCUCCGAAACCCUGUGCUGGAAACCAAGGCACUCAGAUCACGGUUGAGGAUCUCUUUUACAACGUCAAUACAAGGAGGAAAGCUUUGAAAAAUCCUAAUGAAGAGUAUGCAAAAAUAUUAGAAGUUGUUGGCAGGUAUGCCAUCCAUAACUCAGGCAUCAGCUUUUCCCUUAAAAAGCAAGGUGAUACUGUGUCAGAUGUGAGAACCUUGUCCAACGCCUCGACAGUGGACAACAUCAGGUCCAUCUUUGGAAAUGCUGUUAGCAGGGAGCUGAUAGAAGUGGGCUGUGAAGAUGCAAGCCUGGCUUUUAAAAUGAAAGGCUACAUCACAAAUGCAAACUACUCUGUGAAGAAAUGCAUCUUUUUACUCUUCAUAAACCAUCGACUGGUGGAGUCAGCAGCUCUGAGGAAAGCCAUAGAAACUGUGUAUGCUGCUUACCUGCCCAAAGGCACACACCCCUUCCUCUACCUAAGCCUGGAAAUAGCCCCCCAGAACGUGGAUGUGAACGUGCACCCCACAAAGCACGAGGUCCACUUCCUUCAUGAAGACAGUAUUCUAGAGCGUGUGCAGCAGCACGUGGAGAGCAAGUUACUGGGCUCCAAUUCUUCAAGGAUGUACUUCACUCAGACGUUGCUUCCAGGGGCCGACUGUUCCUCCAGUGAGGUUGUAAAACCAGCAGCAAGCUCCUCUGGAGCUGCCAGAGGCACCGGGGAUAAAGUCUACGCCCACCAGCUGGUCCGCACCGACUCCCGCGAGCAGAAGCUGGACGCUUUCCUCCAGCCAGCCAGCCACCCCCUGAGCACGGGCCCCUCUGAGGAGACUCCGGGGGCUCCCCCAGGGGCUCCCCCAGGGGCUGUGGAGGGGGAGGGCAGGCAGCAGGAUGCUGACAUGGAAGACGUCGGGGAUUUAGGGGGAGCUGCUGCCCCGGAGGGCCGGGCGGGGCUGAGCGAGAGCGGCCGCUCGCCUCCCGAGCCAGAUCCUCCUCGGAAGAGACCACGGGAAGACACGGACCUAGAAAUGGAGCAAGAUGACAGCAGGCAGGAUCUGACUGCUGCCUGCACCCCCAGGAGAAGAAUUAUCAACCUGACCAGCGUGCUGACUCUCCAGGAGGAAAUCAGCAGCCAGGCACAUGGGAGUCUCCAGGAGAUGCUACACGAUCACUCCUUUGUUGGCUGUGUCAACCCUCAGUGGGCUCUUGUCCAGUAUCAGACAAAACUCUAUCUUCUCAACACAACAAAACUCAGCCAAGAACUCUUCUACCAGAUACUUAUUUAUGACUUUGCAAACUUCGGAGUCUUAAGGUUGUCUGAGCCAGCUCCUUUGUAUGAUCUUUCAAUGCUUGCUUUAGAGGAUCCUGAAAGUGGCUGGACAGAGGAAGAUGGCCCAAAAGAAGGGCUUGCUGAGUACAUCGUGGAGUUUCUGAAAAAGAAGACUGAGAUGCUGAAAGAUUAUUUUUCUCUUGAGAUUGAUGAGGGGAAGAAGAUGGCCCAAAAGAAGGAGGGAAACCUGACUGGGCUGCCGCUGCUGAUCGAGAGCUACGUGCCGGCGCUGGAGGGACUGCCCAUGUUCGUCCUUCGUCUGGCCACGGAGGUAAACUGGGAUGAAGAAAAGGAGUGUUUUGAAAGCCUGAGUAAAGAGUUAGCUAUGUUCUACUCCAUCAGAAAGCAAUAUCUGCUAGAUGAAGCCAACCUGACAAGCUCUCAGAAUGAAGAGUCUGGCUCUGGCCCAGCAGCAUGGAAGUGGACUGUGGAACAUGUGCUUUACAAAGCUUUUAGGACUCACCUCUUGCCUCCUAAACACUUUGCAGAAGAUGGCAACAUUUUGCAGCUUGCUAACUUGCCAGACCUGUAUAAAGUUUUUGAGAGAUGUUGAGCAAGACUGGUGCACAUCUGAAAAACAUUCACCUCACAUUCUGGUUUGUGGGGUAGAGGAUACAGCUGCAACCUUGAUGGA